Macroventuria anomochaeta is the source of this 2415-nucleotide messenger RNA. RefSeq lists its product as uncharacterized. The coding region runs from base 1 to 2415 and encodes 804 amino acids. The record is from RefSeq and is a predicted model, not a curated record. The transcript has 4 exons. Lineage: Eukaryota; Fungi; Ascomycota; Dothideomycetes; Pleosporales; Didymellaceae.
AUGGCGCUAGCAGCGAUCGACACCUUGGGACUCUCGCAACACGCCGCCUUCUGCCCUCCACCGCUGCAUAUCCAAAAGAAGCCACGCAGAGCAACGUUUCGGAAACGUAUUUUCCGUAAGUCAACGCACAAUCGCGACAACGACCAGUACGUGUACGGUCCCUUGGACGACAUCAUCAACGAGAUCAGAAGCAACAUCUGGGAGUCACCACAUGACUACAGCACUGAAACAUCUCUUCUCAGUUGGGCAGCCUCGCUCGACGUGCCGUCGACGUGGACCGUAACACCCUUGCCUGUUAGUCGACUACCCAGCAAUCAGCCUCUAACCAUACGUAAGAACAGGGAAAGUCGUUCAUCGGCAUCAGGCUCCAGUAUGGGAGACCCUCUGUACUUUUCACGCACCAGUAGUCAGGACUACGCAUUCGAUGGUGGGCCAGUCGGCGCGCCUGUGUCAACAGGAGAUACUCCGUGGCCUUUGUUUGAUGCACCCAUGUCGUACGAAACGGCGCACACGCCAAACACCUCAGACGCUGCUGGCCACUUCAACCACAUCAACGCAUCCGAAAAUGUCAGUCAGAAUGCGGAAGCCCGCACUAUCCCCACAAAGCGUCGACCCUCUGUUCUGCGAAUGUUCACUGGCUUCUCACGCCUGCGACGUACGGAUACCGGCGAAACAAAUGGCAGUGGUGGUGAUGCUUCAGACCCAGCGUCACCCACGUCACUCGAAGCUCACAACGAGGACGAACGAGGAGAGGAAGUAUCGGAGGAACCCAGCGAGAAUGCUGUCGAGGCAUACAUUAGGAAAAAUGCUCGCAAUGGGGCUAGACUGGGUUCUAUCAUGGGCCGAAUCGCCAGACGACUUCCUUCUCCUGUGGAACAUCGCCAUGACGAUCAGGAUCUCCAGAAUAUAGCCACGCGUGGGAAUGCUCCGACCACUCUGCGAGCUGCUGUGAGGGUCUUUUCCGAGGUCACGCAGCUCUCCUAUGAAGAACAACAGGAAUUUUGGAUCGCCGUGGAGAUCGAAGGUGCUCUCCACAACCGCAUAUCGCUUCCCGACAGUACCAUUGAUGUGAUCUUCGUUGUUGAUAACGCGUACUAUGUCAGCAGGGAUUGUCUGAGCAGAGCUUUAGAUGCCGUGAACAGUGCUCUUUACCAUCUCGACCGGGGUGAUCGUGUAGCACUUUACGCGACGCACUGCACUCACCAAACUGUCACCGGCAACAGACCAGACCUAUUGUUCCCAAUCGGACCUUUCAACACAGAUACCGAAGAGACCUUCCGUGACCUCACUGCGACUAUCGCCAAGUACGGCACACAGUCAUGGAAGCCCCCACGACCAAACCCCUCGAUGGCUGACGUGAUCUUGGGUGUGGCAAGGUCUCUUGAGGACAAGGGCAUGAAGCACCGACGUACCCAUGUUGUACUGCUCUCUCCAGCUGCACACAUCCUGCACGAUGUUUCCAAAUCUUGUCCAGAUCUAUGCAUCCAUCAGAUCAACCCUGCAGCGGUCCCGUACCGACGCGUUCCUGACAUCGGCGACACGCAAUGCAUCGAAGAGUGCUGCAAGAACGUCUUCAUCAGCAACUGGAGCCACUUUCAGUCUCUUCCUGGACGUAUCAAGCGCAUUUUGAAGAACGCUCGGUCGGUCAAGCCAAUAGGGGAGAUUACCCAGGUCUGUAUUGACGUACGGGCCAGGGAUGGCUGCAAAGUCACCGAAUGCUCGGGAACCAAAGACAUCGCAAGUCUACGUCUUGGUCAGGUCCACACAAUAUUUGCCAAAGUCCGCACAACACGAAAUGCAACCAAAGCAGUCGACUUGCUGUCGAAAAACCCUGUCUUCAACUCAUCUCUGGAUGUCAAAGACCUGAGGCAGCAGCUGCAGAACGCCGUGACCGUAGGUGCUGUGAAAGCUCACCUCCUUGAUGUCCAGGUCUACCACCAGAACACACUACAUGGAACAGAUUGCUGGAAUUACACCGAGACGCCCUUCCUCAUUGUUCGUGACCUGGGCGGCCUGGCCCCUCCGUUCGACACCUCCGUGGAAGUACAUAAGCGCCAACUGUUCAACAAGUUUGUUCAGCUUGACAUAAAUGCAGCGAAAGUCGAGGCCGAGACUUUGCUGUCUACUCUUGCAGAAGACCAAGAACUAUUGAGGAAGCUCGUCCAACGUAUAUUCAGGGAGCUUGAUCGUUACCAGCAAGUGCUCGAAUAUGAGCAAGAGAAUCGUCAGAAAUUACCAUUAUGUCCAGGCCCGAUCGCCAUCGAAGCGUCACCCCAUGAGUGGCUCGUGGACGUAUGGAACAGGAAAAAGACCAAGCGUCAGGGUGUUGCCGUGGUCGAAGAGGAGGAAAGCGACUGGGCUGAAGUGACAGCUGUCGAAACUUCGACACGGGCUGAACUUAAUAUGUUUGGGUAA